AUGUUUAAAGCCAUGGAAAGUCUGACACCCCACAAACGGGAACUGCAAGGCAGCACCAGCAACCCGGCACUUGACGAGCCCUCCCCGUUACAAGACAGCUUGAUGACAACGCCAGCUAGUCAUAGUAGUGUUUUCCAGAAAGACCUGAGGUUGCUUGAGGAUGAAUUCCUGGCGUUGGAAAAGAAGAAUCUAUCAAAGCAGAGAUACCAAACAUUCAAGGUGACCUUCAGGAAAUACGGUCUAAUUCACAUAAUCAGGUGGUCUCCGUUCUGGGACAGGCCCCUCCCACCUAUCUACACAUACACCUUACAGGCCCCUCCCAUCAAUAUAUACAGCUUACAGACCCCUCCCACCUACACAUACCGCUUACAGGCCCCUCCCAUCAAUAUAUACAGCUUACAAACCCCUCCCAUCUACACAUACAGCUUACAGGCACCUCCCACCUACACAUACAGCUUACAGGCCCCUCCCACCUACACAUACAGCUUACAGGCCCCUCCAAUCUAUACAUACAGCUUACAGACCCCUCCCAUCUACACAUACAGCUUACAGGCCCCUCCCAUCAAUAUAUACAGCUUACAGGCCCCUCCCAUCUAUACAUACAGCUUACAGGCCCCUCCCACCUACACAUACAGCUUACAGGCCCCUCCCAUCAAUAUAUACAGCUUACAGGCCCCUCCCAUCAAUAUAUACAGCUUAGAGGCCCCUCCCAUCAAUAUAUACAGCUUACAGGCCCCUCCCAUCAAUAUAUACAGCUUACAGGCCCCUCCCACCUACACAUACAGCUUACAGGCCCCUCCCAUCAAUAUAUACAGCUUGCAGGCCCCUCCAAUCAAUAUAUACAGCUUACAGGCCCCUCCCAUCAAUAUAUACAGCUUACAGGCCCCUCCCACCUACACAUACAGCUUACAGGCCCCUCCCACCUACACAUACAGCUUGCAGGCCCCUCCCAUCAAUAUAUACAGCUUACGGGCCCCUCCCACCUACACAUACAGCUUACAGGCCCCUCCCAUCAAUAUAUACAGCUUACAGGCCCCUCCCAUCAAUAUAUACAGCUUACAGGCCUGCUCCCAUCUAUACAUACAGCUUACAGGCCCCUCCCACCUACAUGUACAGCUUACAGACCCCUCCCAUCUAUACAUACAGCUUACAGGCCCCUCCCACCUAUCUACACAUACAGCUUACAGGCCCCUCCCAUCUAUACAUACAGCUUACAGGCCCCCCACCCACCUACACAUACAGCUUACAGGCCCCCCACCCACCUACACAUACAGCUUACAGGCCCCUCCCAUCUAUACAUACAGCUUACAGGCCCCUCCCAUCAAUACAUACAGCUUAAAGGCCCCUCCCAUCUAUACAUACAGCUUACAGGCUCCUCCCAUCUAUAUAUACAGCUUACAGACCCCUCCCAUCUAUAUAUACAGCUAA
This is a messenger RNA of Haliotis rufescens (red abalone), 1428 nucleotides long. RefSeq names its product extensin-2-like. Bases 1 to 1428 code for a protein of 475 amino acids. The record is from RefSeq and is a predicted model, not a curated record. The transcript is spliced from 2 exons. Lineage: Eukaryota; Metazoa; Mollusca; Gastropoda; Lepetellida; Haliotidae.